Molecule: messenger RNA, 937 nt
Organism: Verticillium alfalfae VaMs.102
Lineage: Eukaryota; Fungi; Ascomycota; Sordariomycetes; Glomerellales; Plectosphaerellaceae
Exons: 6
Coding region: 1-393 (130 amino acids)
Biological process (GO): vesicle-mediated transport
Cellular component (GO): Golgi membrane
Source: RefSeq, a predicted model, not a curated record
AUGGAGCUCUCCGACGCUUUCCGCAUCGUCAACCUCGUCACUGCGACCAUCAUGGUCCUGGGCGGCAUUGCUCAAUUCUUCAACUUCAGCUUCCAGGGCAUCAUCGUCGGCGUCUACGUCAUCAUCUUCGGCCUUUGCACGGCCCUUCUUGAGUUCCAGAUUCCCCCGCAAGUCUCGCGCUAUGCCUCUUUCCUCUUCUCCUUCCUAGGCCGUGGUGUCUUCUACAUCUUCAUCGGCUCCAUCCUCCUCAGCGAUAACGUACUGCGCAUCAUCGCCGGCUCCAUCGUCGGCAUUAUCGGCGUCUCUUACGUCGUUCUCGAGUUCAUCCCCCAGAUCGAGCCACCCGCCAACAUGCGCGAAGCCGACGCUGGUUGGGGAGCCGAGCAGGUGUAAGCAACGCUCCUCCCCUUCCGCAGCAACCCGCCCCGCUCGUCUCGGCACGCGCGCGAACCAGUCUCUCAGCUACACACACUGUUGUAACAAUGGCCGGUCCGAAUCAUUUGCUGAGGAGCUUCGUUCAGAUAUUAAACGGAUAUAACUGAAGGGGGGUGGUCCGCAUCGUCUGGACUCUUCGGAGACCCGUUGGCGCGUACCUCGCCAACAAAUUCAGUCGUCAAAGUUGCUUUGUUCGCGACAACGAGCCAACGUGUUGGAGCCGCCUUGUGUACAUCACGGAUUGGGAAGGGGUCUUCCGGCGGAAGAGGGUAUCGGUGUAGGAAGGACCUCGAAAACUGGCGGUCAUGGGCGCUAUCAAGACGCUUUCUGCUGGUUGUAUGAUUUUCUGUAUUGAAAUAAGUGGCCUCCUGGUGGUGAGGCUUGGGCAGACGGGAACUGCCGGUGUUGCGGCGUGUAUUGUUAGUCGCAUAUCACACGCAGCGAGAAUGCUACGCGAGCUUUACAUGAUAUUGAGAUCGUGUAAAUCAUAGGUAUGACUUUC